Messenger RNA from Penicillium bovifimosum, 1968 nucleotides. Its product is annotated as universal stress protein family domain protein. The record is from RefSeq and is a predicted model, not a curated record. The coding region runs from base 1 to 1968 and encodes 655 amino acids. The transcript is spliced from 4 exons. NCBI's taxonomy places the organism in Eukaryota, Fungi, Ascomycota, Eurotiomycetes, Eurotiales, Aspergillaceae.
AUGUCGUACCACACUUACCACACUGGUCGAACUUCUCCUAUACCAACGAACUCUGAACAACUCAAAAGCUCAGAUAGUCGAUCUCCAAUAAUAUCAACAACCCCAAUAGAGAAACCAUCGGGUCUCAACCGAACCAGACAAAGCUUGUUGGUUGCCCCGCAGAAGGCGGGCGGGAGCUAUUCAUCCAGAGCGGGAGCCCGCAGCCCAGUCGAGCCGCUCAUCUCAUCGCCUUUGCGCAUCAUUUCAUCUGCCAUGGCAUCUGCUCCUACUUCACCCGAGAGGGAGACCCCUGGAGAUGUCAAUGUCCAUGCUCGGAGAUCAUCUGACUAUGCCGUUGAAGCUGGCCGAACAGCAGCUCACCUUGGAAAUGAUGAUAAUGGGAAAUUUGACAACACUGCGGCUUCUUCAGAACAGCCACAUGCAAAAAAGCGAUUUCUGCAAUCUCGAGAGAGAUCCCAGGGACGCAAGGGUGUGGCCGCCAUGAUGUCUGGCCGUCUCUUCCCUAGAAGCUUCUCCCGCGGCAGAGAACGAGAUUCAUCACGGGGGUCAUCUUCCCAGCGUGGUUCAUCACUGGAUUCCAGUGCGACACCUUCCCCGGAUCGGGGUCGUUCCCCUGCCUCUGGUGGCCAGUCUACUCAUAUUGAAACUCUUAAAGCAUCACCUGGGGAUUCAGGGAAAGGGCAGGCAUUUAAUAUGCACGAUUCAUUCAACAAGUCAGACGAAGCAUUGGUCAAACCACAUGGGAAUCUGCCAGACUAUGUCAAGCCAGCUGUGGAGGAGGGAGGGGAGCGGUUAGCCAAGGAUGUAUUUGAUCGUGACAAGAAUAUGAUUGAAAGCAGCGAGGAUGAACCUGAUUCCUCGAGCGACGAAGAUAGCACCCAUGAGGGUGAACGGGGCCGACGGAAGAAGAAGCACUCGGAUAUCACAUCGAUCACGCCUAGUGAUUUCGAGAAACCUAAGAGUGACAAGUCCAGGCAGUCAGAAGAACAACAAGUUUCUCCAAAACCAAGUGGACACCAAGAGAAGAAACCCCGAAAAUCUGCGUUAAAACCUGUGGUGCAUCCGCAAACCAGUUUCGACAUUCCCACCCCUCGUAUCCAAUCAGUGGCUGGGACACCUUAUGGCUCCGAUGAUGAAGCCGAGAUCGGUGACAUUCAUCGUGCCCAGAAGCUCGGUAUUUCCAUGUCAGCAAUUGAUAACGGAGUUCGCAACCGCUCCAUCCGGACAAUUGUUCGCGGGAACUUCUCGAGUCUGCAGGAGGAAGGUGAUGGGACCCGUCGUCGCCGGCGCAAAUACCUAAUCGCAACCGACUUGAGUGAAGAGUCGGUGUAUGCCCUGGAGUGGACCAUCGGUACGGUUCUUAGAGACGGAGAUACCAUCUUUGCCAUAUACGUCAUGCAUGAGGACUCUGCUACUGCGCCAGCAGGGCAGGUCGGCGAGGGAGCCAAAAUGAUAAAAGAUGCGAGGGCUGUUGUUGGCACCCAGACAAAGGAAGCCAAUCAAAAUUCUGGAUCCCGUACCAUUCUGGGUCGACUUGGCCCUGGUACUGCAAGCAAGACACACUCUGCUGAUUCCCGGGCAUCCUCGAUAGCUGAGGCGGAACGGGUGAGGGCAGUUGAGACUGUGUCUCAGACCUGUGUGAAGCUGCUGCGGAAAACGGUAUUGCAAGUCCGAAUUGCCGUGGAGGUGAUCCACUGCAAGAACCCGAAGUCUAUGAUUACUGAAGCUAUCGAUGAACUCGAGCCGACACUAGUUAUUGUGGGCGCUCGAGGCCAAAGUGCUUUGAAAGGUGUCCUUCUCGGCUCAUUCUCCAACUACCUACUCUCGAACUCUUCCGUCCCGGUAAUGGUUGCUCGCCGAAAGCUGAAGAGACAUACAUGGAAAGACAAACUCAAGGGCACCGCCAAUGUGCGCCUAUCCAAUAAUCUCGUUACUCCGAAAAGCCUUUCCCAAGCUAUAGUGGAUUGA